GGUACCGCGGCAUCUCACGUUUACUAGGUCUCACACCUUCCGUUGGUUGACCGAAAUCGGUACGUACCCUUACCCCGAAAAUCUUCCGCCUUCCAACGCGGCGCAUUCAGUGAGGCAGAUGCAAGGUGCCUUACCUCAGGUAACUCGUUGACGACUUCCACUCGCUGCGGCUUUGCCUUUACAUACCGAACCACAUACACUCUAAGUAACGAUCACACUUCUCUACGAUGUCGCUUUGCCAGAACAGACUUCAAGAGGAGCGCAAGCAGUGGCGCAAGGACCACCCCUUUGGUUUCUUCGCGAAGCCUCAGCGCAAUGCGGCGACUGGAACCCUCGACCUGAAGGUCUGGGAGUGCGGUAUUCCUGGCAAGGAGAAGACGAUUUGGGAGGGCGGCCUUUUCAAGUUGACAAUCACAUUCCCCGAAGAGUACCCAACGAAGCCACCCAAGUGCAAAUUUGUCCCUCCGCUGUUCCAUCCCAACGUCUACCCCUCCGGCACUGUUUGCCUGUCGAUCUUGAACGAGGAGGAGGCGUGGAAGCCUGCCAUCACGGUGAAGCAGAUCCUGCUCGGCAUUCAGAACCUGCUCGACGAUCCCAACCCCGAAUCGCCCGCUCAGGCUGAGGCCUACAGUCUCUUCAAGAAGGACAAGACGGAAUACGAGAAGCGCAUCAAGCGCGUUGUGAGAGAAAACCCGGCGCCUUAGGAGCAAAGGCAGCUAUGUGUGAAUAGAUUUACGAGAUCACAGCGUCAUGCCAAUAGGCAGGACUCCGGAGUUACGGGAAUACCAUACGGUCUGCUUCUCUGCUUUCG
Colletotrichum acutatum is the source of this 811-nucleotide messenger RNA. Its product is annotated as SUMO-conjugating enzyme ubc9. Gene Ontology annotation, biological process: protein sumoylation. Bases 228 to 704 code for a protein of 158 amino acids. Gene Ontology annotation, molecular function: SUMO conjugating enzyme activity. The record is from RefSeq and is a predicted model, not a curated record. The transcript is spliced from 5 exons. Gene Ontology annotation, cellular component: nucleus. Lineage: Eukaryota; Fungi; Ascomycota; Sordariomycetes; Glomerellales; Glomerellaceae.